GGGGGAGGGAUGCAGAGUGCUUUCGGGGGGUCCACUUACAACACCAGAUCUCAGCUGUGGGGAACAUUUGCUGACUACGAUGACGACGAUGAAGGCGAAAUGAGUGCGGACAUGAAAAACAUUGGGAUACUACGAGAGACCAAAUCUGAGUGCAACUUGUACUUCGAAGAGAGGGAUGAGUUUGUGAAGAAAUUGGUGGCCGAAAACGAGCGAGACAUCCAGCUGAAAGCUGAUUGGCUGAACGAAGUGCAGGAAAAAGCCGAGCUACAUAGAUUAGCCGUGAAGGAUGCCAUGUUAGCGGGCAAGAGACCUCCGGAGAAGGAGCCCCUUCCAGCACCCCUAGUUGGCCCCUUUGCCCAUUGGGGUGGGGGUGGGGGCGAGUGGGAUGAGGUUGUUUGGCAGGCACAGAGGAGGAAAGUGAGGACAUUCUCCCACCCUGAUUUGACUCUUCAAAUGGAACACGAGGGUUACGAAGUGCCAACUGGUAUCAACGACUACAUGCAAGAGGCGAAAGAACAAAGGAAAAAGGCUCUGAAACAGAUCUACGACAAGGCAGUGCAACAACACACUGAACAACUGAAAGGUUCAAAAGAAGAAGAUGGGAAAUUAGCCGACGAACAACAGCAGCAAUCCGCGGUUUCCGAAGACGAAGCUAAUUCGGCUAAGAAAGAUGUCCCUGCUAAACAUGGCAAACGCGAGAAGUCGCCUGAUAGAAAUGAUGCCCAAACUGAGAAGACUGCCAGCUCUGCAUACCAGUCAACAACUGUGUCGGUGGUGUCUUCUAAGCGAGCUUCUCGAGCUAGCAAAGCUGAACGAAGUCUGCAAAGUGCUCUCAAGUAUGGCCGAACUAGCCAGGGAUCCAAAAAGAAAGUCGGAAAGUCGACAACUGCAUCACAGCACAAACUGACCAGAGUGGGAACUCUGUUGUCCAAGCCGAUCAGGCCUUUAGAAAGGUCUCAUUCUACUGAACUAAUUAAAGUGCCGAUUCGUCCCAAGAUUCUGAAGGUUCCGCGACACGUAAGGGAGGAGCGACGUAGAAGUGUUCCAUUGGUCGUGACAGAGCCAAUGUUCGACAAAUUCCUCGCACGUCAAGGCUAUAACGACAACACUGACCCCGAAUUAGAGGACCCCUACGACUUCUCUCUCAACAUGUGGUACGGCUGGUUCGACGAAAAGUACCCGCCAGUCUUCCAGGCCAAAGAUGACGUCAUCAGCAAGGCCAUCGAGUCCGCCGCCAAUCUCACCGUUAUGGACGAGAAGGAGUUGAUAGAGUUGAACUCUCUCGACCCGAUUGAGUCGACGAUAGAAAACGAACAACUCAUCCAGAAUAUCGAGCAGAAGAUAGAGGAGCUCACAAGUCGCAUUGAGAAGAACUCAAAGACUGCCACUUAUGACUUGGUGCAGAGGGGCGCUCUACAGCGAAAGCUUGGACGUAUGAAGGAAGCGUGGGAUGACGUGAAUGCGGCGUUGGCGAGAGAAGAGAGUUAUGCCGAGGCCUACUGGCACCGACAUCUGCUCUUUUUAGUCCAGGGCAAACCCCAGUUGGCCCUGGAAGACUUGGCACUGGUGCUGAAAAUAAACAAGAGCCACUCUGGUGCUUAUCGAUCCAGAGGGGACAUAUUCCGUAGUCUGGGGGAUCCCGCGAUGGCCAUCAUCAACUACUCCCAGGCCAUCAAGCUAGACGACUCAGAUUACAUGGCGUUCUACAAUAGGGCAGAAACUUACAGGGAGAGGGGUGACAACCUGUUGGCAAAUGAAGACUACGCAAUAGCUUCUAGACUACACCCUAGUCUCACUGACGCCAAAUUCAAACACGCCCUCUACUAUUUCAACACAGAAAACUGGCAGGCGGCCAUCUACGAUUUGAACGAGAUUGUAAAGUACGACGCCAGCCACUUCGACGCCAGACUGUACAGAGGUAGGUGCUACUUCCAGCUGGGCAAUUGGGCCAGGGCUCUGGAAGACAUCAGUGCCGCAAUCCACUUGAACCCCAAUGACCCCUCCCCCUUCUACUACAGGGCGUGUCUCUUAAGGAAACAAUAUCCCAAGGCAGCUCUGCAAGACUUCAGCGUGUCUCUUCUCCUCGAUGACUCAUACGAUAAUCGCCACUCCUUCCUUCACAGGGGCAUACUCUACAUGGCCCUAGAUAGACACGAGGACGCCUUAGUAGACUUCGCUUCUGUGCUGCAGUUGGACAAGAACCUAGCCUGUGCCCAUUGUAACAUAGGCGUAGUACAUCUUACACGCACUGAGUACUUCGACAGGGCAGUUAAACACUUCUCAGAUGCAGUCAAGAGUGAACCCAACUACACCAGGGCCUACAUUUGCAGGGCACAAGCUUACGAGAAGAUGAAAAACUACAAGCAGGCGCUGUUAGAUUUCACGCGUGCCAUCCACAUGUCUCCGAAUAAUCACCAUCUGUGGGUGUACAGGGGAAAAGUGUUGCUGCUGAUGGGUAGGACGAAAGAAGCGGCGGCCGCGGUGGAGCAAACGAGCAAAGUGGCAGACAUGAAGCAGGUGGCCAUACAACAGCAGUCCAUGAUCUAUGGAUUUCUCAGGGACCAUAACAAGACAGUAGCUGCACUUCAACAGACUGCCCGAAUGAAGCCUACUGGACCAGUUCUGUUUCUUCUGGGAAAAGCACAGAUGAAAGCUGGACUACUACACGAGGCCAUCAAGAACUUCAAUCAGGCACUGGAAGUCAUGGCCUGCUAUUACGCAAUCAAAGGCAGGUACUCCAAAGCCAUCCUGUCCUGUAACGAGGCACUCAAAAUCACUAAGGACAACACUCGCGCAUUCGUCUACAGGGGUGGUUUCAAGUUCCUGAGCGGGGACUACGAACACUGUCUGGAGGAUCUGCAGGCGGCUAUCAACAUAGACAGCAGCUGCUCACAGGCAUUCUUCAACCAAGCAGUCUGCUUCCACACCAUCAAACGAUACGAACAGGCUUUAAAGAGUUACAGCGUGGCCCUGUUGCUGGAUGGUAGACUGAAGCAGAAGGUCUUCAUCAACCGGGGUCUGCUGUACUUCCAAAUGGAGGACUACAACAAUGCACUCCUCGACUUCUACGACGCAUUCAAGGUCAACAGACAAGGUUCGAGCAUAGGCCAUACAUUGGGGUUGUGCUACCACAAGCAGCGGGAGUUCCGCAAGGCAAUCGACGCCUACACGGAGGCCAUCCGGGCAGACCGGUUCUUCUUGGACGCCUACAUCGGCAGAGGCAACGUCUACAUGGACCUGGCCACAGACAAUGGAUACCAAAUGGCAAAGUACGACUACAGCAAAGCGUUGCUCCUCAAGCCAGACUGUCUGUACGCGAGGGUGAACUUGGCCUACAACUUGCAGGUGGGCGGACUAAUGAAGCAAGCGUGGAGUCAGUUCUCAAUCGCCAUAGCACAGAACCCUCGAUAUAUUCCAGCGCUAGAGGGACGAGCGAUAGUGAAUCUGCAGAUGGGCCAGGCAUUCGCAGCCCUGCAGGACCUCCAGGCGGCCAUCAAAGUGAAGCCCAGUGCUGAACUGCUUACGAACAGAGGAGUCGUUCAUCAGUUCCUGAAGGACUUUUCGAAUGCGAUGCAGAGCUACCAGAGUGCGGUGCGGACAGACCCCGGCUACUCUCUGGCCUACUUCAACGCGGCCAACCUCUACUUCCGCAACCGGCAGUUCCAACAAGCGAAGCACUACUACGACCACGCAGUCCGCUUCAACCGCAAGGACGAGGCCGCGCUCCUCAACAGGGCCAUAUGCAAGGUGUUGCUGCGAGAUCCAGAGGGUGCUCUGCGGGACUUCGGUGCCUCGAUUGAACUGAACAAGUACUCCUCUCAUACUUACUUCAACCGGGGUAACCUGUUCACGUCCCUCCGAAGAUACGAGGAGGCCGAACAGGACUACACUCAAGCUCUUCACAUGAACCCAAGUGACCCUCUGGCGCUGAAGAGACGUGCUGACGUCAGAGGCAAACUAGGAAAGAGAGAGGAGGCGAUCGAAGACUACAGUAAAGCCAUCGACAUCCAGAUCAAACUGGAGAAUCUGGACCUCAUUCCAAACGCCAACACUCUCUAGCUGGCUAAUCUAUCUCUAUCAAACUCAUAUCCGAAAACUAACAUAUCAAACCAACAAAGAAGAGUCACAAUUUUUAUUUUACUUCAAAAUUCGAAUCCAUUUUAAUAUUUCUAUUCAAUUUAGUAGCUCUUAUAUCAAUCAUC
Molecule: messenger RNA, 4202 nt
Organism: Symsagittifera roscoffensis
Lineage: Eukaryota; Metazoa; Xenacoelomorpha; Acoela; Convolutidae
Molecular function (GO): protein binding
Source: RefSeq, a predicted model, not a curated record